This is a messenger RNA of Cryptococcus wingfieldii CBS 7118, 666 nucleotides long. RefSeq lists its product as hypothetical. Lineage: Eukaryota; Fungi; Basidiomycota; Tremellomycetes; Tremellales; Cryptococcaceae. The record is from RefSeq and is a predicted model, not a curated record. The transcript has 4 exons. The coding region runs from base 1 to 666 and encodes 221 amino acids.
AUGCGAUUCUCCACCCUCUUCGCCGCUGCCAUCCCCCUCCUUGGCUCUGCUCUCGCGGCACCCAUCAACGCCGUUGGCGCUGACGCUCUCUACCUCAAGCGAGACAUCGAUGUAGGCGCCGACGUUGCUGGCGCUCUGAGCUUGAAGCGAGACCUCUUGGACAUUGAUGCCGAUGCCAAGGCUGCCCUCAACGUCCGAGACGUCGACUACGUCUCUGUGCUCCAGAACCUCGAGUCCACUGUUGGCUCCAUCACUACUCUUGCUGCCAACGCCACCGAGGACGAGGUUACCGAGGUCCUCACCACCGUCAAUGACGCUCUCACCACUGCCCUCUCUGACCUCGGCCUUUCUUCUUCUUCCAAGCGAUCCGAGCGACUUGUUGCCCGUGACCUCACCGACGAUGUUUCCGAGCUCUUGGCUACCGUCAUCCAGGACGUUGACACCAUCGUGGCCCCUCUUGAGGACACCCUCUCUUCUAUCCCCGCUGUCAAGGCUCUCCUCGACGAGGUCAACACUGCGCUCUCUUCUAUCGUCACGGGUCUCGAUGAGAUUCUUGGUGGCGUCCUCACCUUGGUCAGCAACAUCUUGAGCGGUCUCGGUAUCGACCUCACCCCUCUCCUCUCUGGCGUCCUCGGUCUCCUCACCGGUGUCCUUGGCGGUCUUUAA